AGACAAAGCCUUCUUCUAUUCUCUCGUCUCUAUUAAUUAGAUCGAUCACAGAACAGAGAAAAAACAAAAUUCGAACUUCCGUUUUUGUAAAAAAGGGUUUUUGGGUAAUUGAAUCUUCUUCAUUGAGAAAAAAAAAAAAAUGAGUAGAGGAAGCGGCGCUGGCUACGAUCGUCACAUCACAAUCUUCUCUCCAGAAGGUCGUCUCUUCCAAGUCGAGUAUGCAUUCAAAGCCGUGAAAGCAGCUGGAAUCACAUCGAUCGGUGUUCGUGGAAAAGAUUCAGUUUGCGUUGUUACCCAGAAGAAAGUUCCAGACAAGCUUUUAGAUCAGUCAAGUGUAUCUCACCUUUUCCCUGUAACCAAGUACCUUGGAUUGUUAGCUACUGGCAUUACAGCUGAUUCAAGGUCAUUGGUGACACAAGCAAGAAAUGAGGCGGCUGAGUUUAGGUUUCAAUAUGGAUACGAGAUGCCUGCCGACAUUCUUGCUAAAUGGAUUGCCGACAAGUCACAGGUCUACACUCAACAUGCGUACAUGAGACCUCUUGGAGUAGUUGCCAUGGUUCUUGGUAUUGAUGAAGAGAGAGGACCCCUGCUUUACAAGUGUGACCCAGCUGGACAUUUUUACGGUCACAAGGCAACUAGUGCUGGUGUGAAAGAGCAAGAAGCUAUCAAUUUCUUGGAGAAGAAAAUGAAAGAAAACCCUGCCUUCACAUAUGAUGAAACAGUGCAGACUGCCAUAUCCGCUCUGCAAUCUGUUCUUCAAGAAGACUUCAAGGCAACUGAGAUUGAGGUGGGAGUUGUGAGAGCUGAUAACCCUAUCUUCCGCUCCCUGGAAACGGAGGAGAUUGAGGAGCAUUUGACGGCCAUUAGUGAACGCGACUGAUCACUUUUCGAUGUAAACAUUGAAUCAGUCUUACUAUGCAUCUCUUUCUUUUGCUUCAAAUCUUCAAGAUUCACGACUAUACACGGAACAACACGCACAUUACAUAGACUGAGAAUCUUUCAAAAAGAACAAGAAAAAGGAAAGAGUAAUUUGGAGAACUCUGAAAGUGAUGUACCGAUCAACAACUUGUAGAUUCGCCGUAGAUAUGAAUAUGAUCAAGAACUGCGAUUACAAAAACUGGAUGAGAGGCUGAUCAUUUCAUUACCAUUGGUCAAUUCCUCACUUCUUUGUAAUUGGUGAUUUUAAUCUCAAUUAUAAGAAUUAUUAGAUA
Messenger RNA from Camelina sativa (false flax), 1211 nucleotides. Its product is annotated as proteasome subunit alpha type-6-B. Lineage: Eukaryota; Viridiplantae; Streptophyta; Magnoliopsida; Brassicales; Brassicaceae. The record is from RefSeq and is a predicted model, not a curated record. Gene Ontology annotation, cellular component: proteasome core complex, alpha-subunit complex; proteasome core complex. Gene Ontology annotation, biological process: ubiquitin-dependent protein catabolic process.